Molecule: messenger RNA, 1740 nt
Organism: Opisthocomus hoazin
Lineage: Eukaryota; Metazoa; Chordata; Aves; Opisthocomiformes; Opisthocomidae
Source: RefSeq, a predicted model, not a curated record
AUGUCCUUCGAUAUCUAUCAUGACCCAGUAGUCUACAGAUGUAGAGAGAAGAAGUAUGAUUAUUACAGCCUGCCGAAAACCUCUGUUGUGAUAGCUUUUUAUAACGAGGCUUGGUCAACACUCCUGCGAACCGUUCAUAGUGUUCUGGAGACAUCUCCAGACAUACUUUUGGAAGAAAUUAUCCUUGUAGAUGAUUACAGUGACAAAGAGCAUUUAAAGGAGACUCUGGAAAACUACGUGGCUGGCUUACGCAAGGUGCGUCUCAUCCGCGCAAAUAAGCGAGAGGGGCUGGUGCCAGCCCGGCUGCUGGGGGCAUCUGUGGCGAAAGGAGACGUCCUGACCUUCCUGGACUGCCACUGCGAGUGCCAUGAGGGCUGGCUGGAGAGCUGCUGUGUUAGGAUUGCGGAGGAAGAAUCGGCUGUCGUCUGCCCUGUCAUUGAUGUUAUUGACUGGAAUACGUUUGAGUACUUGGGAAAUGCUGGUGAGCCACAGAUCGGCGGGUUUGACUGGAGACUGGUGUUCACUUGGCAUAGUACCCCUGAAAGAGAACAAAAACGGAGGAAGUCCAAGACUGAUGUGAUAAGGUCUCCAACCAUGGCAGGUGGCCUGUUUUCUGUGAGCAAGAAGUAUUUUGAUUAUCUUGGUUCAUAUGACACAGGAAUGGAAGUCUGGGGAGGAGAAAACCUUGAAUUCUCAUUUAGGAUAUGGCAGUGUGGAGGAAGUCUCGAGAUCCACCCGUGCUCACAUGUAGGUCACGUUUUCCCCAAACAAGCUCCAUACUCACGGUCCAAAGCUUUGGCAAACAGUGUGCGUGCAGCUGAAGUGUGGAUGGAUGAAUAUAAAGAGCUUUAUUACCACCGAAACCCACAUGCUCGCCUGGAACCAUAUGGAGAUGUGACAGAAAGGAGACUCCUUCGAGAGAAGCUGAAAUGUAAGGACUUCAAAUGGUUCUUGGAGAAUGUGUACCCAGAGCUUCACGUGCCUGAGGACAGACCGGGCUUCUUUGGAAUGCUGAAGAAUAGAGGAAUGGCAAACUUCUGUUUUGACUAUAACCCUGCAAAUGAUCAUCAAAUAACUGGACAAAGGAUCAUACUGUACCCGUGUCAUGGCAUGGGACAAAAUCAGUUUUUUGAGUACACAUCCCGUAAUGAAAUACGUUACAACACCCGACAACCAGAAGUCUGCGCAGCAGUUGAUUCAGGGACUGACUACUUGACAAUGUACUUGUGUCAAGAAAAUAUCCAAAGUAUUCCUGAAAACCAGAAGUUUGUUUUCAGAGAGGACGGUACUUUGUUUCAUCUACAAACCCAGAAGUGUGUACAAGCAGAGUCAAACGCUUACAAUGGUAACCCAGCACCGUUAUUACGACCAUGUACCGACUCGGACUACCAAAAAUGGUUCUUCAAAGAAAGAAGUUGAUCCAGAUGUCAUCUAGGAUAUAGCUGAAUAUGAAAAUGUUCUCUUUCUAGUCAGCAGUUAGUCAGCCUUCUGAAAAUCACAUAAGUGAUAUAUUUUUGGACAGAAAGAACUGUAAUUCGUUUACAAGCCUUGGAUUUUUUUUUUCUGGAGCAUUAAAAGGCACUAAGCAUUGAGAGCUACGCAAAGUGCGUGCAGUGGUUAUAUCAUGCCACAGAAUCUGCUCCGGUUUUCUCUUUAUUUGGCAGCUACAUAACUGCUUCUGAAGUGUCUUAGGCUCUUUUCACAAGGGACAAUUUUUUUUUAAUCUACUGUGUGAAAGUA